Varroa destructor (honeybee mite) is the source of this 3323-nucleotide messenger RNA. RefSeq lists its product as uncharacterized. The record is from RefSeq and is a predicted model, not a curated record. NCBI's taxonomy places the organism in Eukaryota, Metazoa, Arthropoda, Arachnida, Mesostigmata, Varroidae.
UACCCGCUUGUCCUACUGCCAGUGGUAAUAAUAGGCGACGGCGGCGACGGCGGCGACGACGGCAGCAACGGUAUUUGCUGUAACCUGCUGGUGCCCGUUGCUGUCCCUCCUUCACUACGGAACCAAACGUAACUCAACAUAAUGCAGCAGCCGAUGACAGACUGGCUAAGGCGCUCACAUCACGGCGCUAUCACCACCCACCCCACAGGGGCACUCUGCAGUCCUCCGCUGCUGCUCUGCAAUACCUGGCCGCCAUCUUGGCACACAUGUCUCGGGGGAAAGGGCGUGCGCCGACCCUCUCCCGAUCUUCUCGCCGCGGCAGCGAAGCGGGUUCAGCGCUAUACUGAACUCUUUCAUCAGUUUGUUCUGUCCGAAAUGGGUCGACGAAAAAAGAAUCGGCAGGAUGCUUCUACAAAGAAAAAGAUGGAACUGGGUCUACGCACGAACUUCGUCAAUUCAGAAUGCAGUUUGUUACAUGAUUCGAAGAGUUCGGCUCCGCCCAAUGUGACAAUCGAUGAGUUGGAAAAUAGUGAAAUUGAUUUGUCGAUCAGAUCAUCAUUUAGAUCCGUCGGUACGUCAGAGAACGUAGCCCCAUUUUCGAAAGUUGAGCUCGAAACCCUUCUCGCUCGAAUCGAUGGGCUGCAUAUGAGCGACCAUGACAAGGCGUUGCUCCGGGUUCUGGAAUCAAUAAUUGCAGAAGUAGAAUUCGGCAAUGCGAAUUUCUACGACAUGUACGUGUACUUUAUUCACCGGUUGUGCAUCUCUUCGGCAAAGACCAGUACGAGUGCGCUUGUGGCAUUAAUGCGCUGUUUGGCUCGAGGCGAUUCAACGAAAUUAGUAGAUUCGUUGAUAAUGUCCAUCUGCAGAUCGCUCCGACGAGCACUUAUCGAUCCGUUGGCCAAAGAAGAUCUUGAACUGCUAAUCAGCAGCGUUCUGGAGGAAAGCAGUCUUCAUCUUCUACAGGAGCUUAUCACUGCGAAUGAGUUCGCCAUUUUUCGGAGGACGUGUACAAUGCCACCAGAUCGCGAGAAGGUAUCACUUGCCUUAAAGGCUGCAGGCUGCGCUUUUACUAGUAUCGAAGAUUUGUUGGACAAUGUGAAUCGCAUAGAUGCUGAGAACUCAAGUUGUGUCAAACAGGUAAAGUUGAUUUUACAUUCAGUUUUCACCAAAAAUCGGGAAUUUCUGGAAACGCAUGCGCGCCCUUUGGUGGAAACAUCUCAACGGAUUGGCUAUUGUCCGCCCGAAGCAUUGUCUGUGAUUGUACCUCUACUUCAUGAAGCCAUGAAGAACGGUUUAGCGACAGACAAUUCGAAAAGCUGCUAUGGGAUGGCGCUGUUGUUUCUCGCAAACGUAGAUCUCCAAAAAGUCAAAUCAAAAGAACUGCUAGAGGCGAUAUCUCUCUUGGGACAAAUAUAUAAGCUGGCACCGAGUGCCCUCAGGGAUAUCCUUCCAUGCUUCGCAAGUGUUUAUAAAAACUGCCUUUUAUGUUGCGCAUCACAAAGAGAUAUCAUAGUCCAGGCUCUCCUUAACGAGGCAUUACAUAUUGCUGAGGAGACGAAUGACUAUGAACGACAGCUCGACUUGGUUGGUUUCUUCGAAGAUCUGCAGAAACAGGGAGUUCGCGUGCCUACUGAGGCUUGUGGAGUCCUUGUCGCAAAGGCUACAGGUGUGUCUCUUAUCAACCGAGUGUGCGGUAUUCUUCUGUGGCUGGAAGAGACGAAUGAUAAUAUUGUUGACGAUGAGAUGAUUGCCAAAGUCAAAGAACGAACGCAGGUAUGGUACCCAAUCGCAAAAGAUAAGGCGCAAAGGAUCCGAACUCUGGAAGUGAUUCGAAUCGAGCAGCCUAGUUUGUACCGAUAUAUCAAAACAAGGAAAAGACAAGGACCUGCGGAAGGCUUGCAAGAGAUCUUGUGAAGGACCGCUUUUCUAGCGGCUCAUUAUAUUUUUAUAAUGAAGACCGAAGUUCAUUGCCUGUGCACGCCCUAUAUAGGAAGUCUCUUAAGAACGUCACAAGUGUUCUUAGUAUUCAUGAAAUUAUAGCACAUUUAGUAUAAAUAACUUGACGGGUCAUAGAAAAAUUAAGUACGGCACGUAAUUGACACAAUUACAUAUUAUACGUCCAAGUCAUAUGACACAUACUGAAUUGACCAUUCAAAAACAGUCCAUGCCUUGAGUGUAAAGUGUGUGUAGAUUGAGUAUGAUGUAAAAAAUAGCCAAUAAUGUAUAUAUGUAGAUCAUGAAUACUGGGUGAGGCAGUUGUUGCAUUGUAGCUCGUUAUGAGGAAUGAUAUUACUAUUAUUGACUAUAAAUUGGAAAUAAAAUCAAGUUGUGCGAAAAGCUUUCACGGACAACACAACAUCCAAUGAAGACAAUUUUCUGUGUCAUUUAGAGUAUUUGUACAAAGUUUGGUAUAAUUAAAUUGACUUAUUCUCUCUCACACCGUGUAGCAUUGACUUUUAAAAAAAAGUCAAUUUAAAAAAUAAAAAAACUCGAGUUUCAUCUUUGGCUGCUCCGUGUAAGAUUUCUAUCGAGAAUUCGAUUAAUGAAGAAGGAAAGCCAAGAAACAGUGCUGCAAAAACCAAUACGGAGGAAGCUCAUACAUUGUAGUGCUAUAUCCUACGAUAUGUUUAUAAAUAAUCAUUUUAGUCCUUGCGUGCGAUCGUCAUCAUAAUGUUACGUGGAACUCAAGUUUGAAUAAUGUGAUACUAUGAUACUCAGGCAACAGUGGCUCGAUUGACAACCGUGUUGGAACCUAGCGUUGGCGUUAUGGCAAGCUUAAGGGUAAGGCUCCCACAAAGAACGCUCGACAAAUUUGGCAAUUAUGUGUUUAUUUUCGGUAUUUUUCUCCUGUAAGUAUUUUUGCUUCUUCAUAGUUUUAACCGCAGACCCCAGAUAAAGCUGUUCAAAGCAGUAGCGGUGCUGCCAUGUCACAGUUAAUCAAAAUGGCUAUAGUAGUAACCUAAUGUUUAGAUAACAGAUUCGUGUACAAUAGAAACGAAGUUACAAAAAAGGUAGACUUAUCGCUUAUGUAUUUAUACAUAUAUUUUUUUUAUUUUCUGUGAUUAUAGACUCGAUUGAUAGCCUAUAUGUCAACAAAAAACAUAUAUAUCAGAACAAAUUUUUUUGAUAAUUGUGGAAAGGAUUUAUGUUUGUUCCUUUCUGCGUCUUCUCGAGUACGUUUCGCUGCUUCAGGUCUCGCCAGCGACACAACUCUACUCAAUUUGUUUUGCUGCGUGAUUUUAAUUAUUUAAUGCUGUAACAUGCAUUGUAUUGUCACCAAGUCCGCCAAAUUAGAGCUCAGCAAGGGCACAUGUUCCAUUAAG